GAAAUAAAAUUUCACCAUGUCAUAAACAAUUUAUUUCAGACUUUAUUGCUUUCAAUUUAUUUACGUGUUAAAUAUGUUAUUGUUAAAAUUAUUUUGAAAAUGUUAGGUCUUGCUCAAGCUUACUUUUUGAUGAAUCUUUGUAUAUUUAUAGAAUGUGUAAUUCCAAGUUUAACAGUCCGUAAACUAGACAGAAAUAUUGUAGCCAGAAAACGACAAGACACAUUAGAAAUGUGCCGUAUAUUCACUGAAGAAAGCGAAAAGUUGAAGUACAACGAGCCUAACGAACUAAAUCAGUAUACCAAAAACACACGAAGCAGAAAGAAGAGGGAUGUUGGUAAUCCUAUAUAUUCUAUCAAUCCAGCUCUGAACGAAGAAGAUAAGGAACGUAUUGAAGGCAUCGUAGAUAAACUGUAUGACGACAUGGGAGAAAAAGGUGAAAGAGUAACAUAUAGGCAUCAUAGUGUUCCAACAACUACGGUCACUGUGACGUUACCACAGAAUAUAACUGCGAGAAGAUUCAAUUUCGCACCAGCGGAACUGCUAGGACCUUUGCCUGGCCGAGAAAAACUUGCCCAUCCUCAAGAAGAAACUUAUGAUGUUAGUGUAGCUAGGUUUCCACGUGGCAUAGUUCCUUACUUCAUCGAUUCUAAAACCUACGACGCUGACUUAGCAGAUAUAAUAAUGAAAGCUUUCGACUACUUCGAAAAGGCGACUUGUAUUCGCCUGCAGAAGUUACGAGAACGGCCGACUGACAAGGAGUCUUUGAAAAGUGUUGCUUGGCUGUACAUCACCAAUCCUUCGGGAAUACGGCAGUGUGUUCAUAGUAAUGAACGUCGAAGAACUAAAGGAGUUCAGAUGGUAGUGUUCGGUUAUGACUGCAUGUCGCUCGGAGACAUAGCACACGAGGUGAUGCAUAUCCUGGGCUUCUCUCACGAACAUACGCGCUCCGAUAGAGACCAGUACGUCACGAUAAUGUGGGAUAACAUCAAGCCAGGUUAUAAGAAAUAUUUCGACCUAAGUCAAGGUGAAUACCAGAAUAUAAUAGAAAGUCUUCCAUACGACUACACUAGUGUUCUGCACUAUCCCCCCAGAGCGUUCUCCAAAAACGGUCAAGUCACUAUACAUACUGAGCCUGGGGUCAAAAUUGGCCAGCGCGAAGGCCUCAGCGAAAUUGACGUCGAGAAAAUCGGUCUAGUAUAUUCAAAUGAAUGCGUUAAGAGAAACAAAGAAUAUCUUUUAAAAACGUGCCCUAGCGUUGUCAGAUCAGACACGCAAGUAAAAAAUAUUUCACAAGUUGAAAUCGAAGACUAUUUUAAAGACAGAUUGUGGCCAUUUGGAAUUAUAAAUUACCAAAUAAGAGACAAGAUGGAGUUCUCUGCUGAAGAAAGAGAAAACAUAAAUGCAGUCAUAAGACACAUAGAAAAAGAAACGUGCCUAGAAUUUAGAGACAUUUCCACAGUUAAAGAAGAAUCCGAUGCAGAUAUGGAAUCGAUUAAAGAUGAAAACACUGCAAAUGAUGCAGAGCCCCUUAAAAAGACCGAACCGACUAAUUUCAUGAAGUUAAAAGAAGUCGUUGAUGAUUUUAAAGAUAAUUAUAAUAAUAAAUCUAGUACAGAAAAUGAAAUAAUCAAACUUAAAGCAGAUUUAAGUGACAGUAAUGAAACAGAAACAGUAAAUAUACAAAGAAGAAAUAGUAUCGCAAAGAAAAACUUAUUAAAACUUAAAAACAAAAAUGUAAAUGAAAAAAUACACAACAAACGUAAAAUUGGAAAAAAAACAGCUACAAAUACGAAAACGCAAUCAAAGAGAGUGAAACGGAAAACGCCGCUACCAUCUCGAAGACACGCCAGUGACAUCCUAGUGCUAACUAAAUCACAUGCACCAGGAUGUACUUGCCCGCCUCCUGGGCGUCCUUUUGGGCAGAAGAUAUUAAAAAUCAGCACGGACUGUUUCAAUUCAGUGAAUGAUUUGCUGCAUAUCUUCGUGCAUGUGUUGGGCUUGGAUCAUCAGCACAACAUGCAUGAUCGUGACUCCUAUCUGCAUAUAGUGUGGAAAAACUUGACUCCAGAUAUUAAAGAAGAAAUGACAACGAAGCUCCCACCAGCCGCGUCAGUGGGAUUUCCGUACGAUUACCAAAGCGUCAUGCACUACCCAUGGCUACAAAUCAGAAAUGGCGUCACUAACAUAAUGUAUCCCAUUUGGAACGAUGGAUGGGCAAUGGGACAUUGGCAAGGGCUGAGCUCAAUCGACGUUCAGAAACUAAAUCUCCUCUAUUUCAAUCAAUGCAUCUCCCGAACGCAACAAAGAUAUAAUAAUUGAUGUGGCAAAACUUUGGGAAUAAACCUGUACGAAUAAAUAGACCGUGAAUAUAAUAAAA
This is a messenger RNA of Manduca sexta (tobacco hornworm), 2377 nucleotides long. RefSeq lists its product as uncharacterized. Lineage: Eukaryota; Metazoa; Arthropoda; Insecta; Lepidoptera; Sphingidae. The record is from RefSeq and is a predicted model, not a curated record. Gene Ontology annotation, biological process: proteolysis. The coding region runs from base 100 to 2319 and encodes 739 amino acids. Gene Ontology annotation, molecular function: metalloendopeptidase activity; zinc ion binding. The transcript is spliced from 12 exons.